Pestalotiopsis fici W106-1 is the source of this 867-nucleotide messenger RNA. Its product is annotated as tRNA(His) guanylyltransferase. The transcript is spliced from 8 exons. Lineage: Eukaryota; Fungi; Ascomycota; Sordariomycetes; Amphisphaeriales; Sporocadaceae. Bases 1 to 867 code for a protein of 288 amino acids. Gene Ontology annotation, molecular function: magnesium ion binding; tRNA guanylyltransferase activity. The record is from RefSeq and is a predicted model, not a curated record. Gene Ontology annotation, biological process: tRNA modification.
AUGGCGAACUCGAGAUUUGAGUAUGUCAAGGCUUUCGAGCAGGCAGACUAUUUGCUGCCCAACACGUGGAUAGUCGUCAGAAUAGACGGACGUGGAUUCACCAAGCUCUGCACAAAGUAUGGAUUUGAAAAGCCCAAUGAUCGCCGGGCCCUGGAUCUCAUGAAUGCCGCCGCAAAAGCCGUCAUGACUGAGCUUCCCGACAUCACCAUUGGCUAUGGUGUCAGUGACGAGUUCAGCUUUGUAUUUCAUAAAACAUGCACGUUAUUUGAACGGAGAUCAAGCAAACUGGUUUCUACUAUUGUUUCCACGUUCACGGCUUACUAUGUCCACCUAUGGUCGACGUAUUUCACCGAUAUGCCUCUGUCACCUCCCUUCCCUAGCUUCGAUGGGCGAGCUGUAUGCUACCCAAGUGUGCAAAACUUGCGAGACUACAUGAGCUGGAGACAAGUUGACUGCCACAUCAACAACCUGUAUAACACGACCUUUUGGUCGCUGGUCCAACUUGGCGGCAUGUCGGGAACGGAAGCCGAGAAGUUCCUAGCAGGCACCGUUUCGGCCGACAAGAACGAGAUCCUUUUCUCGAGGUUUCAUAUCAAUUACAACAAUGAGCCAGAGAUAUACAAGAAGGGCAGUGUCGUAAUUCGAGAUUAUGAGCUCGUCGACCCGGGCACUCAUAACGCCGCAGAAGUGGCAGAUGAUAUUGCCGAGCCAGUGAAACAGUCCAAGACCCAGGAGGAGAAUGACAGGAAGCGAAGAGCCAAGGCGCGGGUGAUGGUGGAACAUCUUGAUAUCAUCAAAGAUGACUUUUGGGACAGACGACCUUGGCUUCUGUCCAACAAGCCUGGCAAGGUACCGAAGCAGACAUGA